Messenger RNA from Bufo bufo (common toad), 2196 nucleotides. RefSeq names its product NUAK family SNF1-like kinase 1. The coding region runs from base 341 to 2164 and encodes 607 amino acids. Gene Ontology annotation, molecular function: ATP binding; protein serine/threonine kinase activity; tau-protein kinase activity. Gene Ontology annotation, cellular component: cytoplasm. NCBI's taxonomy places the organism in Eukaryota, Metazoa, Chordata, Amphibia, Anura, Bufonidae. The record is from RefSeq and is a predicted model, not a curated record. The transcript has 7 exons. Gene Ontology annotation, biological process: protein phosphorylation; intracellular signal transduction; microtubule cytoskeleton organization.
CCCAGCUCAGAGCACACUGACAGCCAGGAAGAAGAAGAUAAUGACUGCUGGCUGGAGCCUAUAGCAGCUGCUGAGGGGUGAUAUCCUGGUCAGUGAGGGGCAAAGAACUAGGGGGGCUUCGGGUGCUUAGGAAAAGGGUGCAGUUAAACCCCUCAGAUCCGCAGCAGGGUUAGUCUAUUAAAAGUAAUCAUUUUUGCAAACUAAUUGCAACUUUUGCACCCGGGUAAUAAUAACUUUUUGUUAAUUUAUUGGGAUUAUUUAACAAUAUUUUUAUUUAUUUUUUAGCAUGUCUGAUUAGGCAAAUAUUCUUAAUUGCUGGUAAUAAAAAGAGACGGAAGCCAUGACGGGGGUGACCAGGGAGGACAAUGCCAGGGAUGGGGUCCUGUUGGGUGGCAAAGUGGCAAGAGGGCAUAGAAAAGAAGAGGAGAGGUCCCCUAGUUGGGACAGGGGUGUCCCCUGCGGGGUGUCAGACGCUGCUCCUAUGUCAGGUGCCGUGAAGAAACACCAUCACAAGCGCAGUAUUAAACACCGCUACCAGCUCCUGGAGACGCUCGGAAGAGGAACCUAUGGAAAAGUGAAGAGGGCGGUAGAUAAAAGCACAGGCAUGAUGGUUGCUGUGAAGGUAAUUCAAAAAGACAAGAUCACAGAUGAGCUGGACAGGGUCCAUCUUCAGCGAGAGAUUGAGAUCACAGCGCUGCUGAAACACGAGCACAUCAUACAGGUCUUCGAAGUGUUUGAGAGCACAGAUAAGAUCAUCAUCGUCAUGGAGUACGCCAGCAAUGGAGAACUGUACGAUUUCAUAAAUAACAAGCACCAGCUCCCCGAGAGCGAUGCCCGCAGGUUCUUCAGACAAAUUGUCUCCGCUGUUCACUAUUGCCACAAGAAUGGAAUUGUGCACAGAGACAUCAAGCUGGAGAAUAUCCUCUUGGAUGAAAACCUAAAUGUAAAGCUUGCAGACUUUGGACUCUCCAAUCUCUACCACAAAAAUCAGGUCUUGGAAACGUACUGCGGCAGCCCUCUGUAUGCGUCUCCGGAGAUCGUCAAGGGUCUUCCAUACCAUGGACCAGAGGUUGAUUGCUGGGCCCUGGGCGUUCUGCUGUACGCACUGAUCUAUGGAAGCAUGCCAUUUGAUAACAGUAAUUAUAAAACACUGGCAGAACAUAUUGGCAGCGGACAGUACAGGCAGCCUCCUCAUCUGUCCGGAGCCUGUGGACUGAUCGACUGGAUGCUAACAGUAAAUCCCUCCAGAAGAGCUACCAUUGAAGACAUCGCCAACCACUGGUGGGUUAAUUGGGGCUAUGACAUCGUGGUCUGCGACUGUGAUCUGGUACCCGAAUGCCAGUCUCCGCUGCUGGCUCGGUACAUCGAGUGUCAGAACACACCGGGUUUCAAAGGAACACAGAAGGAACAUUUCAAACCCCAGCAAAGGGAAGAUGAUGAAUAUGAAGUAUGCCUGAGAAAAUCCAAAAAGGAGAAUGACAUUAAUCAAUCUCAGCAGGAACCUGAACUUAUUCUUCCAAGGCAAAUACCCAAAGGGAUCUUGAAGAAAAGGAGCAGCUUUGACAGUUCCUUUCUAAACUCUAAUUUCUCAGAGAACCUGUCUGAAAAUCGCUUGGAGCUCAGCAGAGAAGCACAAACCACAUCCGCCUAUGAGUCGCACAAGUCAGUCAAUAUCGAAUGCACUUUCAACAUGCCAAAAAAAGGAAUCCUGAAAAAAACAUUUGAGAGGGAAUCGGGUUAUUCUUCUUCUCCGGAGAGGUUAAUAUACUCAGAAAUUCAGAAAACCUACCUCACAGUACCGGAGGAAAAGGCAAAGUAUGACAAGCACUCAAAAAGAAAAAAGGGAAUUCUAAAAAAGAAUGGACGGUUCUCCACCAGCUUAGACAUUUCUGGUGACUGCUCGACUGUCAGGCUUUCGGACUCGGUGGAAGACCUGGUAAUACCUAAUGCAGAUCCUCCGAAAAGUCCAAGUCGGCCAUCAAGUGUCAUCAGUGAUGACAGUUUUCUUUCCAGCGAUUCUUUCGACCUGCUUGAUAUGACAUCUCAUACAAAAUCUCAACUGUUCUCCUAUAACCCAAGGAACCAUUUCUACAGUUCAGAGGAAGAAGACAUGUUGACCAACAAACCUAUAGAGACUCUUCGCAACCAAGAUCAUAAACUAUAGCCGGCAGCUCAGUGUUUGGAGGCUGUACCGAA